This is a messenger RNA of Xyrichtys novacula (pearly razorfish), 4867 nucleotides long. Lineage: Eukaryota; Metazoa; Chordata; Actinopteri; Labriformes; Labridae. The record is from the annotation of a GenBank genome assembly.
GUCUGAUCUAUGUGUUGUGCUUCUGUGCGGUGAACUCUCUCAGUCAAACUAGCUUCAAAGAGCGGGCAGAGGUAACGUAAACGUCUGCUUAUUUUAUCUAUGUUAUAAUUACACAUUUACACGUAUGGAAGAAGGCAUGUAAGAUUUAAAAAAAAUGUCUAAUGCGCAUAAGUACUUAACAAUGAGUAAAACAAUUAUGCUGUGAAAUAGCAUAGAAAGUAUUCUUUCCUAUUUGAAUGGCAGCCAGUGUUGUUAGCGCUAACCAGCAGCAAGCUCGCAAGCGUUAGCUCACACGGAACUUGUCAUUUUCUUAUCUUGUAAACCAUUCUCAUGGACACAAAACCGUGCAUUUAACAUCUUUGUAAGAUUAUUUCUGUUCACUUGAUGAAACAGUAUGAGAAAAUAACCAGAUUUUAGCUGGUCGGAUGAUCGUAUGAUAGCACCGAGCUAGUUAGCUUAGCAUCAGUUAGCGGCCUUGCAGACAGUAACGGACGGUCAAGCUAGAUUUAGCUGAAACUUGGGGGAUUGGUUAGCGGGGCAGUUUGACAACCCAGCGACUGUGCGCUUUAUGGGUCACCAAACACACAUUAUCACAGCGACUCCUCAUAACGAUUAGUCUAUAGGGGAAUUGAUGUUAUUGCUCUGACUUAUUUAACACUUUUUUUCACUCUUACUACAACAACCAACCACAACACUGGGGCAGUGUAACGUAAUGUGAUACAACAGCUCUACCAAAAGUUUGUCUUUCAGGAGGCUUAAAAGUUAAUUUUUAUGACAUAGUAAUUCAGGCGAUUAAAAAUACUUUCCAAUACUUCCAAUACUUUCCAAUAAAAUUAUACUGGUGCCUGGUGGUAUAUCGGCGUGUGUCGUAUUGAAAAGUGUUCCUUAUGUUUUGUCCCCUCCAUCUACAAAAACAAUGAAAUGUUCUUCAGCUCUCCACCAAAAACAAUUACAACUGAACCAUUCAAUUUGAAGUACAUCUGUCUCAUGUUAAAAAAAUAAAUAAAUAAAAAAAGCAUUAAUUUAGAGCAGUGGUUCUCAACUGGUGUCACUCUGGGACCCACAUUUUCCCAUGGUCCUUAAGUUGCAACCCACUUUUAUAAAAUUCAAAACAAGCAAAUUUAUUUUUUAGGAAAAAAAAAACUUUGAAGGACUUAAAUCUUGGACAUAGAUUCACCGUUUUUGUUGAGUACAGUUCAUUUCACUCUUACUACAACUACUUAAGUCGCAUACACAGAAAAUAUCAAAUUGCACACAAGGGAGACCAGCAAAAUGAAAAAUUUGACUGAAUUGGAUCUCUGCAUUCAGAGCAUAUUCAGAAGAACCUGAGGAGGACCAUGCAACAGCAUGGACAAAAGUGGAUAAAUAUCAAAUUGCACAAAAUACCAUAAAAGACCAUAAAAAAUGUGUAAUUUUGCCACAUUCAGGCCACAUUAAUAAGAAACGAGGAGCACCACGACAUAAUGUGGGCCUUUCAAAAUAAGCUAUUUUAAAAAAAAAAGACAUGUCAAACAUCAGAUGCGCAUUAAAUAUCUACUUUUUAGACCAACUGUUUGCGGCCCUUCCAGAACGUGUCCAUGACCCACUUUUGGGUCGGGACCUAUCAGUUGAGACCCACUGAUUUAGAGGUUUCCUGUAAGUAGAGCUGCUGUGAUUGAUUGCAUUAACUUGCCCAGGAGUUCAAACUGUUAUGGCUGGUUGGUGUAUAAUGUAGUGGAUAAAAUAGUUUUACUUCCCAGCAGCAAUACUGAAUAUAUUUAUCUACAUUUAUUUUCAUUCUUUUAACCUUGUUUUGAAAUUGUUCACAGAGAAGUUUGAGAGCUUGCAGAGACUGUUCAGUGUGCCAGAAUGGACUCUGAGAUUUUGAACAUAGAGGACAUAGUGAUGGGACGAGGACUGCCAGAUCCACCUCCAGAAGUCCCCCCCGAAAAGCCAGCAGGACCAUACAAACCCAUCACGCUGAAUGGACCUCCUGCUUCAUCUGUUCAACCUUGUGAGUUUGAAAUAGCCAAGAGUUGGUUCUUGUAUUGUCUGGGUUUCUUAUGAGAUAUAAAAAAUGGUCCUCAAAUUCUGAGGCCUUGAUUUGUGCUUUUUGUUUUUAUUUCUUGUGCUGAAACUCUUGUGCUCUAUCACUUUCUGUCAAAGCAGAUUGUGUACAUCUGUUUUGAAAAGUGCUUUAUAAAUGAAGUUAUUAUUAAGAGCAGCCGAAUAUUGAGAUCGUCUUUGCACAGUCUCUAAAAUGUUUUGAUGUCUCCCCAGACCAGCAUGAGAAUCUGCAAUGUUUCCAGUGCUUCAUCACAUUCUGCAGUGCCAAAGCCAAGGAGAGGCAUAUGAAGAAAAGCCACAGAGAAGAGUACAAGCAACAGCUUCAACAGGUAAGCCUUUCAGUAUCAGCUAUUCAGGUCAGUAGAUAUUUUUUGUGUGUAUGUUUGUUUGCAGAUUUGUACUUUAAUGCUUGGAAUAAAAACUCCUGUAAUUAGUGUAGAAAUACCUCAGAUGGUGGUAAUUCUGGGUUUUAUGAAGAACAAAAUAGAUUUAUCAUAAUUGUUGCUAACCGUUUUGCACAUGGCGGACAUAUUUUUCUAAGCAUAAUAAAAGUAAAUAUCAAGGAGUUUGAUCGAGUUAUUCUCUGUGAAUUAUUUAAUUUAGAUAACAUUUUUCAUGAUUUUGCACCGUAAAUUAAAAUAGAUGUAAGGAUUCACUUCAAAGUUGUAAUACCAGUAUGUCCCAGCACAAAAACCUCCUUCAAUCUUGAGCUGGUUACACAUCGCCCCCUUUUGUCUAUGCUUUUUUACAGGGGAACACCUUGUUUACCUGCUACGUCUGUGAUCGGACAUUUCUGUCAUCUGAGGAAUUGACACAGCACCAGCCAACACACAGCAAAGAUGACAAGCCCUUCAAAUGUGUUCACUGCAAGGAGAGCUUUAAAACGUUCUCUGAAGUGAGUGAAAUGUUUGUUUUUAUCAAGAAGAGUUGUUGCCACAAAAACAGACAUGAAUAUUGAGUACAUCAUAGCUUAUGCCACAUGUCGCUGUUUUUUUCCCCUACUUGUCACCUUUGCAGCUCACAGCCCAUAGAAGACAGGUGUGUCCAGAGAGACAGAUGGUAUGUAAAGAUUGCAACGAAAUCUUCCGAAGUGCAGGACUACUGCGUACUCAUCGCCUGACCCAGCAUCCACGUCCAGAUGUUGAGCCUGCAGAACAGCCAGAGGACCCCACGAAAACCCACCACUGCAAGAAGUGUGGCCAGGGCUUUGAAACGGAAUCAGAGUUGAUCGCACAUCAGGAAAAGUACCCUGAAGGUCAGCAUUGCAACGGCAGUGCUGCACCUGUCAAGAAACGCGGGCGAUCCUCCAAAACUGAAGACCCUGCAGGCACUGAGAAGAAGGGAAAAAGGAAAAAAAAGGAUGAAGCAGAGGCACCAGAGGAGGAAGUAAAGGCCAGCAACACAUCAGAAUCAGCAGCCUCUCCCACAGAGGAAAAGGGAAAAGCGGGUGCAGUAAAACGUGGCCGUCCUGCUAAAACUGCACCCAAAUCAGAAAAGGAAGAAAAGAAGACUCCUGAGGAUGACAGUCAGUCUUCCACAAAGGAGAAGAAACCUAAAGUGGAUCCUGCUCCACCUCGUCAGCACCCCUGUCCUGAGUGUGACCUCACAUUCCCCACUCUGAUCCAGCUCCGAGCUCACAAAAAGGAGAAACACACCCCAAGGAAAGCCCACCCUUGUGAAGAAUGUGAGGAGAGUUUUGCCCGUCCUGAGCAAUUGGAUGCCCACAUGUCACGAGCCCAUGUUGUGGGUCGCUUUUCCUGUGCAACCUGUGGGAAGAGCUUUGGCCGUGAGCGCACCUUGAAAGCUCACGAGAAAAGCCACCCAGCUGAAAAGCCUGAAAACCCAAGUGCCAAAAGAUAAUUGAGACUUGGGGACCUCACAGAAAGUGUAUGGUUUCUGCAGAUUUUAGUCCUGAAUUGUCCUUUUUCUUUUAACACUGGAGAUGUGGCGCUCCAGUUGAUGCUUUCAGAUAAGUUUGUAAUGGUUUUGACGAUAAUGUUUUAGCAAAGUUGGAAAUUACAGUUGAAUUUCAAUCGCGAGCUGGUGAAUUAAUGGACGGACAGACACAUCUCCUGUAUUGACUAACCAAAUGUAGUUAAAUCUAUUACGCCCUUUGUCAUAAAGGUCUUUUUUUGUGUGUGUAAAAAGGAAAAAAAAUCAUUUUGAUUAACUUUUUAAAUUUCAGUUUUUAAAGUGUGAAAUGCGUGUGGUUUGAAUUUAUUACUGGCGUUUUGAGUUCCAAAACUCAUUUUGAGGUUAAAAAAAUGUUUUUAUGUUUUUUUAUGAUUUAUUUUCGCAAAACAGAUUGGAUAAUAACACAUUUGAAGCUUAUUAGCUACUUAGUAGAUAUGUGUGAAUGUUUAGACAGUUUGUCAAAAGAAAAUUGUCAUGUACAGCCUCUGGUUCCUAUUUUUGCAUUUUUACACUUAAUACUGUAAUUAUGUUUCUUUCUAAAUUAAAUCAGAGUGAGGAAGAAUUUCCAAAUAACAUGAUUAUGUCUCUUUUAAAUUUUAUUUUAGCCAACUGCUUCAGCAAAAUGUGGAGUGUUUGGCUUUUAUGCAGAAAUGACCCAUGAUUAUUCUGAUUUGUCUACAGUAGAAUCCUCCUUUAUUUUUUCACUUAUCAAAACAAUAUUUUAAUGUCUUAGACAUUUGUUAAUGGAACUCAUGGCUCUUUAAUGCCUAAAAGUCCCAUAGGGAACUGUAUAUAUCAUGUUAUUCACAGAUCUGAUUGUCUUUUUCCCCACUGCAAUGUGUCUGGACACUGCAAAAAUGUAAUAAAACAUGCUUUCCAAAGGGAGGCUGCUGAGGAAACAACCUAA